AUGGAUAAUUCAAGUAAUGAUGUCACUGUUACUGACACUCAUCAAGAAGAAGAAUCUGAUAAUAUCGGACUUGUUGCAAAAGAGACAGAGGAGAUAAUAAUAACAAGUCAGACGCUUGUUGCUGCUGACACACCAUCAACUGAAGCAACCCCGACUACAACAACAACAACUGUUGUCAUCGAGGAGGUGCAAGAGGAACAACAAGGAGGAGGAGAAUCAGUAUUGGUCAACAAUAAUAUUAGUGUUGCAGUAGAGUCAUCUGCAGAAAAAGAAGAGGAGGUAGAUGAAUUUGGUUUACCAAUUGAUAAUAACAACAACACUACUACAACUACUACAAGUACUAAACAACAACAACAACAACAACAACAAGAAGAAACAACAACAGAGUUGGAUGAAGAAGAUGAAGAAGAAACUACAGAUAUUUCCUCAUCCAACUCUAGUUCAGCUUUGGAUCUAGCAUCGAUGAAAAUCACGAUUCCACCAACCAUCAAGACACCUCCCAAACAAACCAUCUUUGAAAACUUUAUCGUCGUUGGGUUGUCUGCCAACAACAAGUCACCUCCUCGUAUUGGUACUAUUCAUCGUCCAGAAUUAUUGUUUUCUUAUCCUCCCGAUAAACCAGUACCACCAAAAGUACAAGAAUUCUGUUUUCCUAAUGGCAUUUCACCUUAUUUGAUAAAGAGAACACCAUCAUUCUCUAAUUUGAAUGAAGUGUUGUAUGGACAACCCUAUCUUCAUUCAUCAACCUUUUUUUACACCUUUGUCUUGACUGGUGAGACUCCACUCUACGGUAUCUGUAUUACCAAGCCUGAAUUACUAAGUACCAUUCCAAACUUCUUUCCCGAACAACCAUCACCACUUGAAAGAAAACCAACCUAUAUUACUGCUUCAAGAAGUUACUGUUUUAUUUCAAAAUAUCCAUUAUUUAAUAUUCAUUUCGAUGCACUAUUGUACUUAUUGGCACAAGAUAGAUUAAUUACCAUUACUAGAGAAUUAUGUUCAACUGAAUUAGAAGGUGGACAUGAUGAAGAUCAAGAAGAUCAAAAUAUUAAUAAUAAUAAUAAUAAUAAUUCAACAAAUAAUAAUAAUAAUGUACCACCACCACUACCACCAAGACCACAACAAAAAGAACCUGAGAAUAUUACAUCAACAUCAUCAUUUACAUCAACAUCAACUACUACAACUAUUACUAAUGAAAAACCAUUGGAAUCUUUAGAACCAAUCACAGCUCCUACCACUACCACUACCACUACAGAAGUUUCUGCAACCUCUGAAGAAAAAGAAAAAGAAACAACAACAAUAAUAAUAACCAAACAAGAAGAAGAAGAAGAACAAUCAUCAUUACCACAAGAAACAUUAUCAACAUUAUCAACACCAACAUCAUCAUCACCAUCAAAUGUUGUUGAUCAACAAAUGGUUAAAAAUGAAAGUGAUGAUUUCCUAAAGGAACGGGAUUACAAACAUUUGGUUGAUAAAAAGAAUCUUUUAGAUAUAUUACAUUUCUACUAUUCCGAAGUACCAGUACCAAAAAGUGGUGAUAUCUUGGAUUUCACUCUUCCAGGUGAAGUUAAGAGAACUUAUCAAAUUCCAGCUGGUAAAAAUAUUGAUGAAAUGAAUUCAAAAUCAGUUGCAGAUUGGUCAGUCAUUGGAUUAUUUAUGCAUCUUAGUUUGGAGAAUAUUCUUAAAGUAUUGGGUGCCGUUUUACUUGAACAAAGAGUUGUAUUUGUUUGUGAUAAUUUAUCUGUAUUAUCUUCUGCAUGUUUUUCAAUGACAAGUUUUAUUUUUCCAUUUAUUUGGCAAGGAUUAUUUGUACCAAUAUUACCAACAGCACUUAGUGAUUAUUUGGAAGCACCUGUACCAUAUAUAGUAGGUGUCCAAACACUUAAAAAGAGAACAUGCGAAGGGUUGAUUGUCGACAUUGCCAACGACAAGGUGCAAUACAACCGCAUCAGUACACCACCUCUUCUUCCAGAGUUUAGAAAGCUCCAAAGAAACCUGAGCAGUGACCAACAAAUACUGCUCAAUGAAAAAAACCACAACCCAAUCAAAAAUACACCGACCCAAGUCGAAGCCAUUCAUCGCAUCUUUAACACGAUCCAACAGUAUAUUUGGUGGUUGGUCAAAAAGAUAGAGGCCAGCUUUAUUCUCAGCGAAGAGAUUCUUGCAGACAGUCUCAAGAUUCAAGUCCUUAAAACCAAGUUUAUUUCAACAGUCUCUGGUCACAACAAGGAAUUUGUUUCUCAACUUUUAGAUACUCAACAUUUUGCUCACUUUUUACAUAAUAAUUUAGCAAAUCAAUAUCAACAACAACAACAACAACAACAACAAGAGCAAGAUAAAAAUAUGAUGAGUGAACAAAAUAACACUACUAAUACAACUACUACUAGUAUAAACCUAAAGAUUAUUUUAAAUAAUGUUUAUCUAAGAACAAAGAUAUUUAAACAUGUUGAACAACUACACAGAAGGAUCAUUGAUAAUGACGUUAAUAAUAAGUUUCGAUUAUGUUUAAAAGGUCAUCAGUUUUCAAGUUUACAUGAAUGUAUCAUACUAAAUCGUACUGAUCUAUUCAUUAAACAUUUCAAUCAAGUUUAUAAAUCUUUUAAAUCAAUUUCAAAAGAUGAUGAUACAUUUAAAGAAAUACUUGAAUUAAUAUUUAAAUAUGAUCGAACAAUUGAAUUUGAAUAUUUAUUGAAAAGGAUACAACCAAUAUUUGAAGGUUCUCUAAUAAGAUCAAUGAUAAAAAAGCCACCUUGCAUCAAGAUGACUCAAAUUCUCGUUCACCACAACUACCACCUACCAUUAUCCACCUAUGAUGAUGAUCCAAGGUAUUACUAUCAGUUCUCAAUGAAUCUAAUACAAGUAGCCAUCGAAUCGUGUGAUGUACGGUUGUUUAACCAAAUCUUUCAACAUGUCAAGGCCUUGGUUGAAACGGAAAAGAUUAAUUCUAAUUUCAAGCAACAACAUUUAUUGUUUUCGGAUGCAAUCAAGUUGUUGCAAGAUAGAGGACAAGGUUACGAGAUUCUAUUCAAUAUGGUCAAACAAUUGAUGGGUCUGAAUUUAGAUCACAGAGCAAACCUGUUUAGAUAUGCUUUAGAGUUGGACAACCUAGAUGUUAUAGAGUGGAUCAAAGACAGCUAUGCGGACAGUAAUCCACAAGAGUUUGUUCAAUUGUGCCAACAUUACGAUGAAUUGAUCGAACGAUUUGCAUCGACUUUGGCAUUGCGAUUAAUCAACUACCAAGUACCGCCAAAGAGUACUCAAAAAACCACCUAUAAUGCAGAAAAAUAUGGAAACUUGGACUACAUUUUGUUCCUAUUUCACCAUCUCCAAUACUUUUCAUAUUUUGACUCUAAUAUUAGAAGACAGCAACUAUCCACUGCAUUGGAAAAUGGUCAUUUGGAAUGUGCUCGUUUUAUCAUUGAAGCAAAAAUCUUUUUGCAUCAAUCAAUUGUCAAAAAGGAGGAAGAGACAGGACCGGUAGUUCGUCUAAAGCCACUCCCAUUCAAGAUCGACCCAUCAAUCAUGUCGUUGGAUCUUGUCAAACGAAUCAUUGGGACCCCUCGCAUUGAUAGACAAUAUCAAGUGCUCAUUGAAUCAUCCAUCGUUGCCAACAUACCAGAUGCAUUGGAAUAUAUCCUUUCCCGUCUUCCAGUGUCGGGUCGGUAUGGAUUCAAAGUUGAUGACUUGCUCGUUUAUGCACUUCGACACCCAACCAACCCCCAGAUUAUGGAUUUAUUACUUGACAAGUUUUGUCCGAGUAAAGAUAUACCAAUCAAUGUCUAUGAAAAAGAUAUCAACCAUUUAUCGCCUAUACCGCUGGAACGUUUUUAUGCAAAGAAUUACAUUCUUGCAAUUAAUGAUCCUAUUAAAUGGAAUUAUCAAGGAUUCAUUAUAUCGCCAACCAUGUCAGCAGAUGCCAUACAAUUAAUUCUAAAACAUCAACCAAUCGAUACCGUACCUCUUUGGAUGAUAUACCUAUCGUUUACACAUCAACAAGAUAAUUUACAACUGUUACAAGAUUCAAUGAAACGUGAAGUAUCUCAAGAAAAAGUGACAUAUCAUUUUGCAACCAUUCGAGCAGUAUUGGAAAUUGCAUGUGCCAAUGGAUUGCUAGAGGUAGUUGAUUGUAUCAUCUCUGCAACGCCAGACAUUUUGUAUGUUGGCGCAAUGUACUUUCAAAAGGCUAUUGAAAACAAUCACAUCCAAGUUGCUAAAUGCAUUGCCUUGGCCUAUCUACCAUCGAAAUAUUUCACCUCCAAAUUGGCCUUUUCGCUGAUACUAUCCUCCCUUUACCAUAUCGUUGAUGACCUCGACUUUGUAUACUUUUGGGAUCUGUUCCAAUCCAUCACCACCAACUUUGAUAAUGUCUCUCGCAUGUUGUACUCUUCACCAUUAAUCUUCAAAUCACAACAACACCGAGUCACCAACACAAUCGAUAGAGUCAUACAUCAUUAUGGUAGGUAUUAUAAUGGUCCAGAGAAAGAUCAAUUCAAAAUGGAACCAUUGAAAUUAAGAAAUGAUGUACCAGAUUUCGUAGUUGGAUAUAUAAUCUUAAAAUACUAUCAAAACAACAAUUAUGGCGAAGAUUUAAAUCAUAUUGAUUUCAAAUCUUUUGAUUAUAAAAUUUAUCUACAAAGUAAUAAUAUUUCUUUAUUAAUGUUUAAUCAAUAA
This is a messenger RNA of Cavenderia fasciculata, 4671 nucleotides long. RefSeq names its product DENN domain-containing protein. The record is from RefSeq and is a predicted model, not a curated record. The coding region runs from base 1 to 4671 and encodes 1556 amino acids. NCBI's taxonomy places the organism in Eukaryota, Evosea, Eumycetozoa, Acytosteliales, Cavenderiaceae. The transcript is spliced from 7 exons.